AUGGCGCUUCUCUCGGACAAGUUCCGCAUGUACGCGAAGCUCCUCCGCUUCCUCCUUCCCAUGCUCAGCCACCGCUUCUUGCAAAAGGUGGGCGCAACCAUUCAUCGCCUUACCUACACGGCUGCGCCGGAUGCGAAGAACGUCGUUGUCGUCGGGGGAAGCUUCGCCGGCUUCUUUGUGGCUCAGCAGCUCGUGACGAGUCUGCCGACCGGGUACAGGGUCGUGCUCGUCGAGAGAAACGAGCACAUGCACUACGUCUUCAAUUUCCCUCGCUUCUCUGUCAUGAAGGGCAAGGAGCGGACCGCGUUCAUCCCCUACACGGGGCUGGAGAACAUGGCCACGCCCGGGGCGUACGAGAGAAAGCACGCGACGGCCGAAAGGCUCGAGAGGAACAAGCUUUUGCUGUCCGGCGGCGAGGAGAUCGAGUUCGCCUAUUGCGUCGUCGCCACCGGGGCGAAGCAGCCGUUUCCGGCGCGGCUCGACGUCACCGGCACAGACGCGGCGUGCGAACAGUUGAAAAGAGCGCAGAGCUCGAUAAAGAGGGCCGGCAAGAUCGCCGUGGUGGGUGCGGGAGCCGUUGGCGUGGAGAUGGGUAAGUGGCAUUCCUUGCAGGGGUCGAGCACAAAUGUCAAUGUCGUCGUCGUCGUUGUCAUCGUCGCCGACGAAGGAGAUUCGAGCUUGAUUCAGAUGAACGACGUCGGAAAAGAAGAGCCUACCGAUAUCAAGGCUUAUUACCCAGAGAAAACGGUGACCCUGGUGAGCUCGCGAGAUUGUUUGCUGCCGGGAUUCGGCGUCAAGCUGAGGGAACACGCGUCACAAGCGACUCGACGGCUUGGUAUCGAGGUGAUUCUGAAUGCUAGACCGGAGAUCUGCGAGCCGAGCCAAUACGGUGGCAUGCAGCAGCUCGUGUUCAAGGACGGAAGGACUGAGUGCUUUGACUUGGUAAUUCCUUGCACAGGACAGUCACCUAACGCAUCCAUUGUCUCGAACGUUUCCCCGCGUUCAAUCUCCAGCAAGACUGGCCGAAUCUUGGUCACACCAAGCCUUCAACUUGCAGAUCCCGAGAUGCCUCAUGUGUUUGCUUUAGGCGACGUUGCAGACAGCGGCGGGCCGAGAAUGGGGCGCGCAGCCUUCUGUCAGGCACGUGUCGUAGCUCAAAACAUCGUCGCCUCGAUCAAAGGCGGCGCGCUCAGGGCGUACAGGCCCGAGGUUGUCGUCGAAGGUCUUAUCAAACUCACCCUGGGAAAGACCGAGUACGUCGUAGACACGUGCGAUGCGGAUGGAAACGAGCUACUUUAUUCCGCAUCGGAUGGGAGUGAGGACCUGGACAUUGCCCGAGCAUGGGAAUUGUACGGUGUGCACUGCGACGCAGAGGCACUCGCAGAGAAACGACGGUCGUAA
Messenger RNA from Verruconis gallopava, 1401 nucleotides. RefSeq lists its product as uncharacterized. Gene Ontology annotation, molecular function: flavin adenine dinucleotide binding; electron-transferring-flavoprotein dehydrogenase activity. The transcript has 5 exons. NCBI's taxonomy places the organism in Eukaryota, Fungi, Ascomycota, Dothideomycetes, Venturiales, Sympoventuriaceae. Bases 1 to 1401 code for a protein of 466 amino acids. The record is from RefSeq and is a predicted model, not a curated record. Gene Ontology annotation, cellular component: cytoplasm.